Molecule: messenger RNA, 6531 nt
Organism: Cricetulus griseus (Chinese hamster)
Lineage: Eukaryota; Metazoa; Chordata; Mammalia; Rodentia; Cricetidae
Source: RefSeq, a predicted model, not a curated record
CCAACUCUCUCUUGGCGCUUCCCUAGGCAGCCCGAGCCUCCGCGGCGUCCCGGUCUUCUCCCGCCGCACCCAGCCUGGGCACGAGAGGAGAGCAAGAGGGCCCGAGCCGCGGGCGGCGGGCAGGCGGUGAAGAUGGCAGAGGCACCGGCCUCCCCCGUCCCGCUCUCUCCGUUGGAAGUGGAGCUGGACCCAGAGUUUGAGCCCCAGAGUCGGCCGCGCUCCUGUACGUGGCCCCUGCAGAGGCCGGAGCUGCAGGCGAGCCCGGCCAAGCCCUCGGGGGAGACGGCCGCGGACUCCAUGAUCCCCGAGGAGGACGACGAUGAAGACGACGAGGACGGUGGCGGCCGAGCCAGCUCGGCCAUGGUGAUCGGUGGCGGCUUGAGCAGCACGCUGGGCUCUGGGUUACUCCUCGAGGACUCGGCCAGGCUGCUGGCUCCCGGAGGGCAAGACCUCGGUUCCGGGCCAGCGUCCGCCACAGGCGCCCUGAGCGGGGGCCCGCAAACGCCGCUGCAGCCUCAGCAGCCACUGGCGCCGCAGCAGCCGGGGGCGGCUGGGGGCUCUGGGCAGCCGAGGAAAUGCUCCUCGCGGCGGAAUGCCUGGGGGAACCUGUCCUACGCCGACCUGAUCACCCGUGCCAUCGAGAGCUCCCCGGACAAACGGCUCACUUUGUCCCAGAUCUACGAGUGGAUGGUGCGCUGUGUGCCCUACUUCAAGGAUAAGGGCGACAGCAACAGUUCUGCAGGCUGGAAGAACUCUAUCCGGCACAACCUGUCACUGCACAGCCGAUUCAUGCGGGUUCAGAAUGAAGGGACUGGCAAGAGCUCCUGGUGGAUCAUCAACCCUGAUGGGGGAAAGAGUGGGAAGGCCCCCCGGCGACGGGCUGUCUCAAUGGACAACAGCAACAAGUACACCAAGAGCAGGGGCCGAGCUGCCAAGAAGAAGGCAGCCCUGCAGGCUGCCCCAGAGUCGGCAGACGACAGUCCUUCCCAGCUCUCCAAGUGGCCUGGCAGCCCCACAUCCCGCAGCAGUGAUGAGCUGGACGCAUGGACAGACUUCCGCUCACGCACCAAUUCCAACGCCAGCACAGUUAGUGGCCGCCUGUCACCCAUCCUGGCAAGCACAGAGUUGGAUGACGUCCAGGACGACGAUGCGCCACUCUCCCCCAUGCUGUAUAGCAGCUCUACCAGCCUGUCGCCCUCUGUAAGCAAGCCGUGUACUGUGGAGCUCCCACGGCUGACUGACAUGGCAGGUACCAUGAAUCUGAAUGAUGGGUUGACUGACAACCUCAUGGAUGACCUGCUAGAUAACAUCACGCUCCCCCCCUCCCAGCCGUCGCCUCCUGGGGGCCUUAUGCAGCGGAGCUCCAGCUUCCCAUACACCUCCAAGAGCUCUGGCCUGGGCUCCCCAACCAGCUCCUUCAACAGUACCGUGUUUGGACCCUCGUCUCUGAACUCCUUGCGCCAGUCACCCAUGCAGACCAUCCAAGAGAACAAGCCAGCCACCUUUUCUUCCAUGUCACACUAUGGUAACCAGACACUCCAAGACUUGCUCACUUCGGACUCUCUCAGCCACAGCGAUGUCAUGAUGACCCAGUCAGACCCUUUGAUGUCUCAGGCUAGCACUGCUGUGUCUGCCCAGAAUGCCCGCCGAAAUGUGAUGCUUCGAAAUGACCCGAUGAUGUCCUUUGCUGCCCAGCCUACCCAGGGGGGGUUGGUCAAUCAGAACUUGCUCCACCACCAGCACCAAACCCAGGGCGCUCUUGGUGGCAGUCGUGCCUUGUCAAAUUCUGUCAGCAACAUGGGCUUGAGUGACUCCAGCAGCCUUGGGUCAGCCAAACACCAGCAGCCGUCUCAUGUCAGCCAGUCUAUGCAAACCCUCUCGGACUCUCUCUCAGGCUCCUCACUGUACUCAGCUAAUGCAAACCUUCCCGUCAUGGGCCAUGAUAAGUUCCCCAGUGACUUGGACCUGGACAUGUUCAAUGGGAGCUUGGAAUGUGACAUGGAGUCCAUUAUCCGUAGUGAACUCAUGGAUGCCGAUGGGUUGGAUUUUAACUUUGAUUCCCUCAUCUCCACACAGAACGUGGUUGGUUUGAACGUGGGGAACUUCACUGGUGCUAAGCAGGCCUCAUCUCAGAGCUGGGUGCCAGGCUGAAGGACCACUGAGGAAAGGGGAAGGGGACAAAGCAGACCCUCACACUGACAGAAGACCUACACAGAAAACCCUUUGCCAAAUCUGCUCCUAGCAAGUGGACAGUGACACCGUUUACAGCUUGACACCUUUGUGAAUCCCACGCCAUUUUCCUAACCCAGCAGAGACUGUUAGCAGCCCUGGCCCUGGGUGAAGCCCAUACCCGUGGAACAGAACUCUGUAAUGUAUGCAAACUCUCUGAGUGACCUGCCAGCAAGGACAGCACCCUUCAGCACCACCACUCUCCUUCAGAGCACACCGGGAGCCCCAUCAGCGAUUCUGUAGUGCUUUACUAUCAUGGUUUAUGGGAUAUGUUAAGCGUUGUUUUGUGUUUGUUUCCCCUUUGACCCUCUGGGUUUUUUUUUUUUUUUUCACACAGUAACUUGCAGUAUUUUUCUGUUAAAAUGUUAACUGCCCUUCCCCUAGCACACUUAUAAGCGGAAGGAAAAGUGCUGUACCAGUUCCCAGUCUGGCUUUGAGCAUCCCAAGCUUCGGAGCCCAUGGAACUCCACAAACUUAACACAUUACAUAAACUAAAGGGGGAUUUUCUUUCUUCUUUUGUUUGGUAGAAAAGUAUUCUUUUCUAAAAACUGAACAAUGGCACAAUUGUUUGCCCUGUAUACCCGUCCAGGACUAAACUACGUGUAGGCGAAGCAAAUGGAGGCAGGCAUCUGACUCAGCAGUUUCCAGUUCUGAGUUGGGGGUGGUCUGUGGAUGGGGACCCAGUGCCCACCCUACAGCUGCCUGGUCAGUAGGGCUUAUGGUCCCGCCAUUCUCCUCAGCCAGUGCAGUAGACAGUGUCUGCUCUUAGAACUAGGACCUCUUCAGGAAAGCACAGCUACUGCUCAUUGCCAAAUGCCAUGAAUGGGUUUAGUUUUAAGGAGAAAAAAAAAAGAAGAAAAAAAAAAAUGUGGUGUUUUGCUUCAUAGAAGAUAGGGGAUUGCUGGUGGGCCAUUAAGAAAGAGUGCAGUGGGGAAUGUGUGAAAUGGGCAAACCAAGUCUGCACUAAGGCAGGUCCAACUUCACUGUUUUUGAAACAUACACAUCUUUUGAUUAUUUUCAGCCUUGCUGUGUAUACUCUGAUCUUUCUAGAAGUGUAUGAGUGACAGGCGAUAGCAUACAAGGUGAUGUAAAUAAGCUUAAGGUGUAAUUGUACAAGUGACACUUGGAAAUACAAGAUAAGGCAGUCUAAACUUUUUUUUUUAACUUUCUCUGCUUCUAUGAAUCUCAUUUUUUGUUUGUUUGUUUGUUUUCAAAAAGUUAUGGUGCUGUAUAGGUGCUUUCUGUUUAACCUGCAAAGUGUGAGUGUAUUCAUUGCCCUUUGACAGGCAGCAUAGUUGGGAACACCUUUGGUACAUACGAAACUGGUGUGAUGAUGCCCUGGUUAGCACAGCAUAUACAUACUUCUCCAAGGUGAUAUACGAAGACUCUUCUUUGCAUAAAAAGCAUUAGGCAUAUAAGUGUAUAAAUGUAUUUUACCAUGUACAGUACAAAAAUGGAACUUUAUGCAUGGCGUUAGGAAUGUGGGCUGAUAUUCCAGCACGGUCUCCCUGCUUGAGUUCUCGCUCUUGCUUGCACUGUGGCAGUGGACACCAACACAGGCGUGCCACCCAGUCCCCUGCACCCACCACCGGCCCCCUUGUGCACCUUUGCUUUAUGAUUCCUCUAGGAAUGAUAUUGGUGGCAAUCACAACUCCUAGCAUAAUGAGAGUUCCAUUUGGUAUUGUCACACUUCUUUCUUGCCUCACUUAGAUUACUGUAUCUGAGCAAUGGCCCUGUCAGUUUCACUCUGCCUUUUCCAGAACCUGUACAUUGUCACUCAGUUGUGGCUGUAGUAGGCCUAUAGCACAUUGCCUUUUCCAAACUGCUACAUGUUUAUAGUCUCCAUUUGUAAAGUCUAAUUUUGAAAAUAUGUAUAGUAUUCCUGUGGUCUGCUUGUCAGUGAGCCAUACCUGCUUACUUCACUCUUUUGUGGUGAUGCUAGCCACUCCCUGAUUCUUCAGUAGUCAGCUGUCCACACAAACUGGGUCAUUUCAGGCAGAGGGCUGGUAGGCUGGCUUCCCAGAGUGCUGCUUCCUUGGUGGGCUGCAUGGGGGUGGCAGCUGAGGGAGUGGAAAGAGCUCAGGUACAAGGGAGAACCCCAAGUGCUUCCAACAGGAGGGCCCUGAGAAUUCUCUCCUGAGUUUAAAGAAACGAGCAGACUAAUUCACAAGACAGCCACUUGGCUGUGCAGUUUACAGGCGCUGGGAGUGGGAAGGCAACCCUCCAGUGUAUUCCCCUAGUUUUAAAACGUUGAAUUCCUUUUAGACACGUAACUUCUCAUUUAUUUUCUUGCCCAGAGUUUGUUGGAUUUCAGGCACCAAGUUUCACAGAAUGUCCUAGAAACAGAUUAUAAGCUGAAGCAAGGACCAUGUGAGGCCAGGGUGGCCUCAGUAGAUCAGAAAAGCAGAGGCAGAAUGCUUUGAUACACUUUACUUUUUAAAAUAAUACAACGUCCACACAUAGGAUGUGUGGAGAGCUAAGGCCCGCCAGGCCCAGGACCCAUGCACACCCAACUCCAGGGUCCCUACACAGACAGGCUUAAGAAGCCCAGGUCUAUGGCAGUCAGACUCGGCAGAGGUGACGCCUGGGCCCUCUGUACCUUCUGUUGGAACCCUGCUUUCAGGGUAGGCUCAUCAUUGUCCACCCAGUAGCAUUCUCAAUGUCUUAAGUCCCUAACAGUGAAAUGCUCCAAGGAGCAGAUGACCUCACAACCUGCUAACGCCUGUGUGAACCUUCCUAGGGAGCCCAGCACACUUGUGACAAUACAGGAAACAGAGUGCCUACUGUUCAAGACUGAAGCUCUCUUGGGCUCUGCGGUCUCUUCAGGCUCCAGAGCCUGACAUCUUGUACCAAAGCUAGAGAAGAGCACGUGGCGAGCCUGCCCACCCUGGACUUGUUAACUGUGACUGCGUCUGAGGUGGUGUCUGUCCUCGGGGACGUGAUGACUGCUGAAGCACAUAGGACUCUCCUGCUGACGGAGGACAUGCACACAGGCGCUGCGUGAUGAAUAGCAUCAUGUGUGUUGCUUUCCCAGCCAGAGGAGAGGACAUCUUGCCUCACUCCCCAGGAGAGGCCCCGUCUCAGGUGUGACUUCAGCCAACAUCCAAACCCAUAUACAGGUCCAAGGUCACAGGGACAGACAACUUUGCCAUCCCCUGAACGAACAGGCAGCGUUGGAAUCUUCCAGAAAAGACCUUCAGGAGUAAAGCAGAGAGAAAGCAAGUCUGUCCCUGGGCCUGAGGGGGCACAAACAACUCCUUUUCUCUGUAGAAACAAAGGAAAGGCGGUAUAGACUUGAAUCCUCCUCCUCGGUGGAUCUGGGGAACGUAUGAUUAGGCACAAUAAUGUUCUUUUUAAAAUUAACAGCAGACCUUAUGUAGAAAAGCAAUCACUGGUACUGAGGUACAAAGAAGCCAUUUGUGGGAUUGGAACAGCAGGGAACCAGGGGAUGAGGUAGGAGAGAUGUCUUGUGGGAACUAAGGUCAAACAAGACCUUAGAGCAGCUGCCCAGGUCACUGACAGAAGUGUGCGGUAUUUGCACUAAAUCUUCAGUGUAAAACACACAGAUUAGAUGAGUGCAGCAUUUUCACUUGUUGAGUUUUAUGUGUUUUGUAUUUUUCUUUCAUGAGUUAAUAAUUACAAGGCCUCUGCCACACUCCAGAAAUACUAGUGCAGCUGGUUUAAAAAAAAAAAAAAAGGUGUGUGUGUCUGGUCACUUAUUUCUCUAGAAUUAUCUCAUUGCCUGGCAAUCAGCCUUGUCUUAUGUCCUUGUUCGAGCACAUUAUGUACGUGGGAAAUGUAAACAGAUGUGAGAGAGACCAGAAGAAUUCGUGAAUAUUGAAAAAUGUCUUGUGCAUUUGGGCUUCACAUGUUUAACUUUUUUUAAGGGGAAAAAAAAAAAGUUGCAUGAAUGAAAAACCAAUUCUGUAUACAGUUUCUGUAAAAAUGGCUUAUCUGUUUUGAUUUCUUGCUUCUGCCCCACACAAACUAGAAUUUAGUAUGGUGCGUGGCCAUAUUCAGACACGUAAGAAGCAGUCUGUUGUGCGGUGUGAAGCAAACACUACUGUGCUGCAUUCUAGUCCUGAGGACCUCGUCUAACCACACAUUGCCAUGAAUUAGCCUGACCGCCUUCUUCUCAAGGAUCAAAACCAGUUUGAUUUGGGAAUCUGCCCCUUUCCAGUGAAAUGGAGAUGCUUACUUCCCUGGGUGUCUGUAGAUAUGCCUGUGUAUUCCAUUUAAAACCAUAAUCUAGUUUGUAAAAGAGAUGGUGACGCAUGUAAAUAAAGCAUUGAUGACACUCUG